GUCGGUGUUUCGGGCGCUGAGGCUGCAGCUGCUGGGUUUGUGCUCCCAGUGUGGUGUCACGGCCCGUCCGUUCCCGGAGCCCGGGUCACACUGGCCGCGCGCCCGUGCGUGUGAGCGGGACUCAGGGCAGAGGCGUCCCCUUGCUGCCUUUUUUUCCUUCCUUCAUCCAAAGAAGGGGGCAGCUCGCACGCUUGCUUUCCUGUCGCCCCGUGGGGAGCGGGGUUGGUGUGCGGAGUGGUUCGUCUUUUUUCUUUCACACUUGUGAGCGCUUUUUUUUUUUUUUCCCUCCAUUUUUUAGACUCAGUGCCGUCUGGGCUGGUUUCCUCGGUCCCUGACUAACUGCUUUCUGCCCCUUCUGCCACCCCCGCCCAAGGUCGCCCGUCCGCCCUCGCCCCUGGCCCGGGAGGGUGGGAAGCUUGGUCCCGCUCCCUGCCCGCCCGCGUCUCCGCAGCCGCACCUGCCUCGAUAUGAAUGGGGUCAACGACCCACUUCUUUUUAUAAAAGAUAUUAAGCCCGGACUGAAAAACUUAAAUGUCGUCUUUAUUGUCCUGGAGAUAGGACGCGUGACCAAAACCAAAGACGGCCAUGAAGUGAGAUCAUGCAAAGUAGCAGAUAAAACGGGCAGCAUCACUAUUUCCGUGUGGGAUGAAAUCGGAGGUCUCAUACAGCCGGGGGAUAUCAUUCGGUUGACCAGAGGGUAUGCAUCCAUGUGGAAAGGAUGUCUGACACUUUAUACUGGAAGGGGUGGUGAACUUCAAAAAAUUGGGGAAUUUUGUAUGGUUUAUUCAGAAGUGCCAAAUUUCAGUGAACCCAACCCAGAUUAUCGAGGACAGCAGAACAAAGGGGCACAGAGUGAACAGAAGAAUAAUUCCAUGAAUAGUAAUAUGGGUACAGGUACAUUUGGACCAGUGGGAAACGGGGUUCACACUGGCCCAGAAUCAAGGGGAUGCCAGUUUUCAUAUGCUGGUAGAAGCAACGGCCGGGGACCUGUAAAUCCACAGCUACCAGGAACAGCUAAUAAUCAAACAGUCAUGACCACAAUAAGUAAUGGCAGGGACCCUCGGAGAGCCUUUAAAAGAUGACCUAUGCCAAAUACUCACAUGUAGUUUUUAAACUACAUGCCCUACUUGAACACUUAUUGCACUUUUAUUUAUUGUUAACUGUGAAAACUAUGUCCUUUAUCGGUUUCCUUUUACAUUUUUGGUUUGUUAAUAAGAGUGUUUUUGUUUAUAGCAGAACUGUUAAGCUGCUCAAGUCUCCUAUUGAGGAAUGGGAACACUCUGAGAAGUAGGGGCAUUUAUUUUUAGAGCAAAAAGAUCUUUGGGUAUCCUCUAAAAUAUCUGCACCCAUUUCGUGGGUGAGUUACUUAAGACAUCAGCAUUAUAGCCUCUAUGAGUCUAUCUUCUGUAUAAAUUUUGUAAUAUUUAAAAUAAGGCUUAGUGGGAGAUGUUCUUUUGUCUUAAAUUCAGAUAUUGCCAACUAAAGCAAUAACCACCAAAAAAAACAAAAACUCAGUCAAUGCUAGCAGCAAUUUUUGAGUGUGACUCCAGGAAUGAUUGACUUCUUCAUUGAGUGACUGCCAUUAAGAUUUUCCAAGGACUGACUCAUCCUAAACUGUUGUUUUAUUACCAGAAAACAUAUUCUUUAUCAGAAUUAUGGGAAAGAAAGUGAUCUGUAUUAUAAUGAGUAAUUUUUAAAAGAAAGCUAUAUUUAUUUUAGGGUAGUCCUAUUAAUAUUUAUCACUUUGUGCAUUACACAGAAGGAAAAUUUAAAACUGAGGCCUUGAAUAUUUAUUUUUUGAAGCUACCGUGUCGAAUAUUAAAGUAUAACUUGAGGGAGUUUUAAAGUCAUAAUAAUCAUUGAUCUAAUUAUUUAAAAAAAAUUUUGGUAGAUAAACGUUAGAGUGAAGGCAAUUCAAAUUGAAUUCAUGUAGAAAUAUGCAAUCUUAAGUUAUGUGGUCCUAGGUACUUGCAGAAACUCAGCCUGGAGUGAAAAUCCUAGGCACUUAAACUUUUUUUGAGGUGCGUGUGUGUGUGUACGUAUAUUGUCAAAGUUUCUGAACACAAUUCACAAAGCCUUAUCAGCAAAAGUUAACAAAUGGCUCUCUCAAGCGAAUACAGCUUUAUUCAGAAAUGUAAAAGUAGAAUUUAUUUAUGUGUUGUAAAUGGUCCCCAGUUCCACUUUUUAGUGUAGGGUGGAUAACUGGUCAAGUUUUCCUUUGUUAGAAUUCAACUCUUCUUCAAUAUUCUCUCUUGAAUAAAAUUGCAUUCAUGUUAACAGACCUACCUAAUUUUUGCUUUCAGUGAUUUACAGUGGAGAGCCGGGACAUUUGCCUGUAGUUGUCAUGAUGCCUUCAGCCUGGCGACUACUUAGCUAUAUUUGUUGCUUUGUCUUUUUUCCCCACCUUAAAUCCC
Messenger RNA from Ceratotherium simum simum (southern white rhinoceros), 2414 nucleotides. RefSeq names its product nucleic acid binding protein 1 (gene NABP1). Gene Ontology annotation, molecular function: DNA binding. Lineage: Eukaryota; Metazoa; Chordata; Mammalia; Perissodactyla; Rhinocerotidae. Gene Ontology annotation, biological process: response to ionizing radiation; mitotic G2/M transition checkpoint; double-strand break repair via homologous recombination. Gene Ontology annotation, cellular component: SOSS complex. The record is from RefSeq and is a predicted model, not a curated record.